GGUAUCUGGAUGCAUUGUUAUCAGUGGGCGCGGUGCGUCCGAUCUGAACGUGGUUGAGGUUGAAGUCGAUCGCAGCCGAGAACGGCAGGGCCACCGUCGAAAAGGGGCAGGCCGAGGGACAGCGAACGCGGCGUGAAAGAACAAAAGCGGAUCGAGAGAUUCGAGCGGGAAGGAGAUGAAGAUAAUGCGUGACGAUCGGUAGGGGACCGGAAACGAACAGAAGACAAUAGACUGUCGAAUAUCAGUGACGAAGACGCCAAGCGACGUUUCACGGCAUCCACGAAAGUGCGUGUGUAAAGUAAUCGAGACCGCGAGUGAGGAAUCAUCGGCUCGUGCUGCUACGAUUUUCGGACAUUCUGUUGUAAAUGAUCUUGCCGAUCCACGGCGAAGAUAGUGAUCGAACGGUUUCUGUGAGACGAUCCCGGUGUUACAUACUUAGCAUUAGUAACUGUACAAAAUGGUGUCGACAACAAUAAUGGAAAAUGGAAAAUCCAGCCCAACUAGGAAGCCAUGUGCUGUGGAUAUUAAUUCAGGCAAAUACCAAAUAGUUGGAUGGGACAUGGAUACGACAGGCAAAAAAGUUAUAGAUGAAAUAUGCCAAAUAGCUGGUUAUACUCCUAGUUUCUCUUACUCUCAGUAUGUGAUGCCAUAUAAAAACCUGGAUCCUCCAGCUACGAAAAGGCACAACAUGAAAGUUGUGACCAUUGGAAAGUUCCGUGUUCUCAGAAACACCAAAACUAAUAAAGUAGUGAAAGCUAAGAGUGAGAUAUCUGCGUUAACAGAAUUUCUAUCUUGGUUGGAGAACAUUACUUCAGUAUGUUCUAAAACAGAUGGGGUGAUAUUAGUUUAUCACGAACCACGUAAAGUUAUUCCUGCUAUGUUGCUUGAAUCCUUAAAAAGGUAUAAUCUGCUAGAAAGAUUUAAGAAAACAGUCAAAGGAUUUGCAAAUGGCUUUGAUAUUGCUGCAGCAAAGUUUACAAGCACGGUUCGUGCACAUACUCUUAGAGCACUAUCAAAAACCUUAUUUAAUCAAGAAAAAGAAUUAGAUAAUGCAAAAGAUAGAGCUUGUUUAACUCUUCAAAUAAUAGAGCAUUUAAGUUCACUGGAACAUAAAAAUGGUACUGAAACAAAUGGUAACAGCAAUGUUGACAAUGCUGUAGAUCAAACUGUAGAAUUUGUUAAGGAAUUUGUUCAACCAAUAGAAGUUGAAGAACAAGAGUAUGCAGAACAGAAAAUAGUGUUUGAACGACAAAAUACUUUAAAACCUAUUUUUGGUGUUUUGUUCCGCAUGAAUCGUCGUGAACGACAGCAUGCUAGUCCCUUGCGGCGACUACUCGCCGAAGCGGGAAUCGACUAUGUCCAGCUAGAGACAGCUUGGAAUAGCGGGAAGAAAGAAGGCUUGGAGAAGUUAAUUAAGGAAAGACUUUUAACGGCCGAUGAGAAGAAAAUAGAAGAUUUAUUAAUCAUUCUUGUAAGUCAUUUCGAUCCCGACAAGAAACCCACAACAAGAAUUUCGCAAGAGCAGCCGAGAAUCAAGACGAAAAAUUCGAAAAGUUAUGAUGACCGAGAGAACAAUAACAAAGUUCAUUCUGGCUAUGAAAGUCCGGACACAACCACUCCCAAUUCACCGCUUCAAUUAAAAGUGGAAUCCGGGAAUGGUGCAUUUAUACCGGAAGAAUAAUAACUUGGCAAUUCGGUAGUUGCUCUUAUUACAUUUUUAUAUAAUUAUAAGAUGAAAAUAUUGUUUUUCAGUAACAUAGUUUAAAAAAAUCAUUCCGUUUAUUCGUAUAAUAACGUUAUUCGAGCGUGAUAAAUAUGUGAGUGUUACUUGUUGCAGUAUUGUAUUUAAGUUUUAUUUUCGUUAGAUCGAAGUAUACACAUAUCGUAUCCGGACCGGAUAUAAAACGCUUGACUUAUUUAACGAAAACGAGUAUGUACAAAUAACACAUGUUAAUUAUUUUUUAGUUUUGUGAUAGGAAUAAUAUAUUCGUUUUGUUUAAUGUUUAAUUUUAUGAUUAUUGUUUACUUUUUUGGUUUAAUCAGAUUAACGAGUGAUGGUUAGAGACUGCUCGACGUAUGAAACCAAUUCAAAUACUGACAAAACUUUUCUUUUCUUCUUAAUUCUGAGAUUAGCAUACACAAUGUUAUUUUCUACUAGCCAAAUAGUAGCGUGUUCGUGUACAAAGGACAUUGUUAUAUUGAAGAAUGUAUAUUUUUGUACUAUGAGAUUUAUUGAAAACUAAUAAGCGCGCACAUGUUGCAUUUACACGUUAAAUUUUGUCGUGCUGAGUAACCGCAAUAAAUAAAAAGACUUGGAACUACAA
Molecule: messenger RNA, 2324 nt
Organism: Megalopta genalis
Lineage: Eukaryota; Metazoa; Arthropoda; Insecta; Hymenoptera; Halictidae
Gene: exu
Product: maternal protein exuperantia
Biological process (GO): bicoid mRNA localization
Molecular function (GO): protein homodimerization activity; RNA binding
Source: RefSeq, a predicted model, not a curated record